CAAGAUGGCUAAUUGUAAGUGCUAAAGUUAACAUCUGUAAGUUGACAUGUAGUCACACAUUUAUUUUGUAUUUGACACAUAAUUAUUUUCAAAGAAAGCCAAGUGACGUUCAAUAGAGAACGAAGAAAGAGGAAUACUGCAUCCUAAUAUUUAGGAUAUUAUAAUUCUCAGUCCUUGCCUCUUAGGUAGAGAUACGAUGACUCUUCAACAUAUAUCUACGUUGUAUGCUCGCAGACAUAUGGGACCUAAAAUUUAACACCGGUUCCAAACAUCCUAGAUUAGAGGAGUGUGUUCGUAGCAAGAUACUCUCAGUUUACUACUGCCUUCCGAAAGGUGGCGAUCGCGAAUCAUUCGAUAUUUGAAUCCGAGACCCUCGGCACAGAGGCUUUCUGAGAGCAGGUUGGAACAGAUUGAAGCAGAUACACAGAUCUCUAUCACGAUCGCACACUCGUUAUCUAGGACAAAGGUAUUAGCAUGGUUGAACGACUCGGAUUAGGUCCCGAAGUCCGCGAACUCAAACUGGGGCCAAGCUUUACAAGCAACAGUUCGAAGUUUCAUACCUUGAAAUAUGAUUUUAAACCUGCGAGCGUCGAAAAUUCAAAAAUAGCUAAAGUCGAUGUGGGUUCAGAUAACACGAUAACAGUUACAGUUCCACAUUUAGAUGGUGCUGGUACCCCACAGACUGUGUUCAAAGGUUCUCAAAGACCUUAUAAUAAAGAAUAUGUUCUAAUAUUUGACAAGAAUACUGGAGAUAUUACAUUGGAGAAGCUAACUGCGAAUAUUCAAGUUAAAAAAACACGAGCGGAACCUAAACGAAAUGGUAAUGGAAAUGGUAACUCUGCACCUGUUGAGGUUAAAAAAAGUCCUCCAUAUGGUAGAGCACAUGGAAGAACCAAAGUUAUUAGUGGGAAAAAAAAGGAACCUUUGCUUCAAUUACAUCCCAAACAGAGUCCACAACAGGCAUCGCCAUAUGAUAAAAGAAGUCCAUCCAGUACAUCUACUAAUAAUUGCUCACCUGUACGACCAUCAAAUGGACAAUCAACCUUGGCCAGCUUACCGAUGAUUGGUUCUGACAAUGAUGAUUUUGUGUUAUCGACACCAAUGAUACCUGUAUCUUCCUCUGUACCAACAAUAACUAUUUCUCCACCAAUUCAAAUACCAAAUACGAAAUCGACUACUUUAGAAAGUGAUUCCAGUUCAAGCAGUUCAAGUUCUGACAGUUCAAGCAGCGAUUAUGAAACGGAGACUGUCCCAGUGCCAACAGCAACUAAUGGUUAUUUAAAUGGUACAACAGCUUCGCCUACAUUGUUCAUAUCAGAUAAUCUCUUAAAUGAUGAUUUACAGUUAUCAGAAUCAGAAUCCGAUAGUGAUUAAUGGUGAUUUGUCAUUAGAAUAGAAUAAAGUUGUUUCAACAGUUAAUUUUAUUAUUUUUGUUUUUCUGUUAAUAAUAUAACAAUAUUUUUAUCGAUUAUAAUAAAAAAAUUUUUCAACAGA
Messenger RNA from Cataglyphis hispanica, 1494 nucleotides. It is a transcript of the gene Eaf, whose product is annotated as ell-associated factor Eaf. Gene Ontology annotation, biological process: regulation of transcription elongation by RNA polymerase II; positive regulation of DNA-templated transcription. The transcript has 6 exons. Gene Ontology annotation, cellular component: super elongation complex. The record is from RefSeq and is a predicted model, not a curated record. Gene Ontology annotation, molecular function: transcription elongation factor activity. The coding region runs from base 475 to 1374 and encodes 299 amino acids. NCBI's taxonomy places the organism in Eukaryota, Metazoa, Arthropoda, Insecta, Hymenoptera, Formicidae.